This is a messenger RNA of Macrosiphum euphorbiae (potato aphid), 1044 nucleotides long. Lineage: Eukaryota; Metazoa; Arthropoda; Insecta; Hemiptera; Aphididae. The record is from the annotation of a GenBank genome assembly.
AUGUCGCGGAAAAACACGUCGCAACGAGACAGUGGCCAUUCUGGUUUUGAAGUACCCGAAGAUGGUUACAGAGAUCUAUUUGGUGAGCUUAUACCGCCUGAUGAGUGUGUCAGUAAUGAAGAGGCUAAAAACAAAUCGAAUAAGAAGACACCAAAAAAAAGGAAACAACCAUAUGACGAUUUUUUUGACACUCCGAUAAGACCUAAAAGAGUGUUUAUUCAUACCCCAAGGUUUCAGUUGUAUCAACUGAGCCUUAACGUCAGUGGAGUACAACACAUACAAGACAGUCCUCAAAUAAGUAUAAAUAAUGAGUCCAAGAGAAAUAAUGGGAAUAAUGACAAUGAUAAGAAAUCUCAACAAGUUUUUGAAGGAGUAGUUGUAUUUGUAGAUUAUAAAAUCGAAUAUGAUCGCAAAAGUACUACCAUUUCCCAAAAGCUCAUUAGUAUGGGUGCUAAAGUCGAAAAAACAUUCAAUCGAAAAGUUACUCAUGUGAUGUUCUGUGAUGGCUAUCGUAGUACAUAUAAUAAAGCAGUUGAACGUAACAUCCCACUGGUUUCAGCAAGGUGGAUGGAAUACAGCUAUAAAGCUAAUAAAAUGCUGGAUCCAGCUACCUAUCCGCCUGUAGGUAUAGAAAAAUACACAAAAACGCCACCAAGGAAAAUUAAUAUUCCAGUACACAAAUCAUAUUCAAUUGGAAGAUGGCUAUCUCAUCAACAAUAUUUGAUUUCAGAUUUGUCUGAACCUGUCAAAGAUUUUCAAAUACGUCGUCAUAAAAUAUUUGGUUCGGCGUUGAAAUUUAAUAUAUUUGAUGAUGCUGGUAUAUACAUAUCAGAUAGCUGUGAAUCACCAGCCAAACUCUUAAGACGAUUGGUGCAAGCUUGUGGUGGACAUUGUACAAGUACUGAAUCUAUUGCAAAUGUAGUGGUUGGUUAUACACUACAAAUGAACAAUAAUAUUCACGAAAAAUGGAUUUUAGACUGCAUAACCCAAGGGAUAUUGCUAAAUAAAUGUCAGUAUAACUUAGUUAAUUUUAAUGAAAAAUGA